AUGCGAAAGACCUACGAAUCGACAAGUAGACUAAGUAAGAAGAUGAAGUCUUACAAGAAAAGAAUUUUGGAUCCUGGAACAAAACUGGAUGUAGUCAAGGAUGAUGAUAAUCUUGAGAACAUUGACGACUAUUGGAGAACAGCGGAAUCAGUUCUUAAGGAUGAUACUACAAUUGAAGUAGACGAGACAUCAGUGUAUAAAAGUGAUACGGGAGGGGAAGAUGAAAAUGAAGAGCCAAAUGCCCAGAGCGACACUCUUUUUGACAUAAAGACUAUAAGAGAAAGCCUAUCGGCUAAGAAUCGAGACGUUUUUCUUUCUUCUUCUAGAGAGUCAUUGGAAACAAACAGUAUUCUUGAAAAUAAGAGGCUUUCGAGCUCUUUUGAAAGGAUUGAAGAUAAGCCUGAAGGGCAGCCAAAGAGCCCUGAGGAUGGAAAAGAGUUUUCUGGAGAAUUCUACACAGAAAUAAGUUCUAGAGGAGAAGAAUUGAAUGAGUAUGACGACGAUCGAUGCUCGCCGAAUGAAAUGGGGAAGGACCAAGGGAUAAGUCCUGCAAAGGAGAUGAAGGACAGAUACAGAAAAAGACUUCAAAGCCUUGGGAAGGGAGUAGAGAAAUCUACAGCGAGAAAAAGCAUAAUUGAGCCCAAGGAAAUAUAUGAGUACAAAGGAGAAACUAUCUACAACUCCGAGGGAAAAAAGGUGGCGGUAACAAACAUAUCCGCGCUGUACAGAGGAAGAAGCGCUUUUGAGCCUCUUGUAGCAUCGACAAUGCUUGAAACAGCUAUUUUGUUUCUAAACAAUCUGGCCUUUAUAAAACCUGAAAAGGCGGUUUGCAACUUUUCGAUAUUUAUGAUAAAAGGAACUGUAUGCAUAGAGAUGGGACAUGACAAAGUGAUUCUGAAAAGAGGGAGUAUUUGCAUUAUCGAGAAGGGUGAUGUUUAUUCCAUUAGCAACUCCUUUGGAACCAGGUGCACUAUAUUGUUGACCUAUUCCAUUGUCUGA
Molecule: messenger RNA, 999 nt
Organism: Encephalitozoon intestinalis ATCC 50506
Lineage: Eukaryota; Fungi; Microsporidia; Unikaryonidae
Exons: 1
Coding region: 1-999 (332 amino acids)
Source: RefSeq, a predicted model, not a curated record